AUUAGUGUCCUCAAGUGUCAUUUAUAGAAACUAAAAAAUUAAAAUGGCCGUUUUAUCGUAACGACGUGACGCAUUGAAUAUAGCCUCACAGCGUUUACAACCUCCAACCUCCAACCGACGUUUCAUUUGAGUAAUAAUCCAAAAAGAUAACAAAAAUGCCAGAACUCACCGAAUUGGACAAAGCAGCGAGCUCGGACUCAAAAGUGGAGGUGAUCCCCGCUGGAUCUGGCACUGAGUCAGAUUCCGAUGACUCGAUCCCAGACUUGGAGGACCCAAGUGCCGGCGGUGGUAGCUACUCUGGCACCAACGUCAGCGGACUCCCAAUCGACGUAAUCUCCAAAGCCAAACAGACACGUGGUGAGAAGAAAGCACGUAAACUGAUGAGCAAGCUUGGGUUGAAGCUGGUACAGGGUGUUAACCGCGUUACUAUUCGCAAAGCCAAGAAUAUUUUGUUCGUCAUCAACAAACCUGAUGUCCUCAAGAACCCGGCUUCUGACACUUACAUCAUUUUUGGUGAAGCUAAGAUUGAAGAUUUAAGUCAGCAAGCACAAGUUGCUGCUGCUGAGAAAUUCAAGGAACCACCAAGCAUUGCAACCGCUGAAGCUGGUGGAAGUACAUCCGUUGUAGCGCCAAUUCAAGAAGAAUCUGAAGAAGAAGUUGACGAGACAGGGGUCGAGGAUAAAGACGUCGAGUUGGUCGUCGCACAAGCCCAAGUGUCUCGGGCGAAGGCUAUAAAAGCACUCAAAAAUAAUCAGAAUGAUAUCGUUAAUGCUAUUAUGGAGCUGACGAUGUGAUAAACUAAAAGCAUUUGUUGUGCAUUAGUCUCUGCUGCAAAAAAGCCAAUUACGAUAAAUAUUUACUUUUUUUUUUUUUUUUUUUAUCAAUAAGUUAUCAUUCUCGUUUUUUAAAACGCUGCGAAAAAUUAAUUAUGUAAUUCAAACACAACUAAUGAGUGGUUCAAGAACAAAAUAACUACGACAGUACUAAAAAUUUUAAUUGUAAAAUCUAUAUAUGGCGAUAUUCGUCAUAUCAAUGAAAUUACUUUUAAUGUAUAUAUACAUCAGUUUCAUUAAAAAUAAAAUAAUUAAAUAACAUUGCUCA
Messenger RNA from Cotesia glomerata, 1101 nucleotides. RefSeq names its product nascent polypeptide-associated complex subunit alpha (gene Nacalpha). The transcript has 4 exons. NCBI's taxonomy places the organism in Eukaryota, Metazoa, Arthropoda, Insecta, Hymenoptera, Braconidae. Gene Ontology annotation, cellular component: cytoplasm; nascent polypeptide-associated complex. Gene Ontology annotation, biological process: protein targeting to membrane. The coding region runs from base 156 to 794 and encodes 212 amino acids. The record is from RefSeq and is a predicted model, not a curated record.